This is a messenger RNA of Perkinsus marinus ATCC 50983, 177 nucleotides long. RefSeq lists its product as hypothetical. The record is from RefSeq and is a predicted model, not a curated record. The coding region runs from base 1 to 177 and encodes 58 amino acids. Lineage: Eukaryota; Perkinsozoa; Perkinsida; Perkinsidae. The transcript is spliced from 2 exons.
AUGUGCUCCAUCAUUCCUCUCAUCGCUCUGUUCAUAGUCUCGGGCAGCGGGUUCAAUAUCACCGAACUGACUAUGUCUCAUGACGAGAGCGUCGACCAGGGGCAGACUAUCGGUGAAAGGACCAUUCGGGUUCCUGCAGUGACUGCUGUGCGCUCAUGUCAGAUAUGGACGGACUAG